Clunio marinus is the source of this 990-nucleotide messenger RNA. NCBI's taxonomy places the organism in Eukaryota, Metazoa, Arthropoda, Insecta, Diptera, Chironomidae. The record is from the annotation of a GenBank genome assembly.
AUGACUAUUUUCUUUUUAAUUGAUCGUGAUCAUGGUCCUACUGAUCCAGGCAUUCCUGGUGUGCCAGGUGUUCCUGGCCUGCCUGGCGAUCCUGGUGUGCCUGGUGACCCAGGACUUCCUGGUGACCCUGACGUACCUGUUCUGCCCGAUGAACCUGAUCUGCCUGAUGAACCCGAUCUACCCGGUGAACCUGGUGUGCCCGGUGAUCCUGAUCUGCCUGAAGAUCCUGGUCUACCUGGUAACCCAGGACUACCUGGUGAUCCUAAUGAUCUUUGUGUUCCUUGUCUGCCUGGCGAUCCUGGUGUGCCUGGUGACCCAGGACUUCCUGGUGACCCUGACGUACCUGAUCUGCCUGAUGAACCUGAUCUGCCUGGCGAUCCUGGUGUGCCUGGUGAUCCAGGACUGCCUGGUGACCCUGGCGUACCUGAUUUGCGUGAUGUUCCUGGUCUGCCUGGCAUUCCUGGUGUGCCAGGUGUUCCUGGUCUGCCUGGCGAUCCUGGUGUGCCUGGUGAACCUGGUGUGCCCGGUGAACCGGAUCCUGGUCUACCUGGUAACCCAGGACUACCUGGUGAUCCUAAUGAUCUUUGUGUUCCUUGUCUGCCUGGCGACCCAGGACUUCCUGGUGACCCUGACGUACCUGAUCUGCCUGAUGAACCUGAUCUGCCUGGCGAUCCUGGUGUGCCUGGUGACCCUGGAGUACCUGAUUUGCGUGAUGUUCCUGGUCUGCCUGGCAUUCCUGGUGUGCCAGGUGUUCCUGGUCUGCCUGGCGAUCCUGGUGUGCCUGGUGUGCCCGGUGAACCGGGUGUGCCUGACGAUCCUGAUCUGCCUGGACCUACCGCAUUUUCUUCGAACGGUGACCUUCGGUUUCUUAUUGGUUCAUGCAAUUCAGUGAAAUCUGAUGAGUCAAUAUUGUCGCUCAGGCUAGAAGCAAUUAAUGCCAACACAAAUAUAAUUAUUACGAAUUUCAUUUUCACUUGUGUUGACGGUUGA